Messenger RNA from Bathycoccus prasinos, 579 nucleotides. RefSeq names its product glutaredoxin-like protein. NCBI's taxonomy places the organism in Eukaryota, Viridiplantae, Chlorophyta, Mamiellophyceae, Mamiellales, Bathycoccaceae. The record is from RefSeq and is a predicted model, not a curated record. Bases 1 to 579 code for a protein of 192 amino acids. The transcript has a single exon.
AUGUCUUCUCAUCAACGUCUCUUGUCUUCCACGAGCAGACGCGCGCUCUCUCGAUACGCGUCGACGAGUUAUUUCUCAUCUGCUGGUUCCUCUCAUUCGUUUUCUUCGGUAGGAGCAGCACAACACCACUUGGUCUUUAAGAACAACAACAUUAACAACAUUAACAACAAAAAGCAUGUAUUCAGCACGACGACGGGAAGUCACGACGAUUUUGCGGCCAAGUCGCACGUGGACGCGUCGAACGCGCACGAGGAAAUCGCCUCGGACGUUGCGAAAGAAACCGUGGUGAUUUACAUGAAAGGAAGUCCGAACGCCCCUCAGUGCGGUUUUUCAAACGUCGCCUGUCGCAUUUUAGACCACUACGGGAUCCCGUACGCGUCAAGAAACGUGUUAGCCUCGGACGCUUUAAGGAACGGAAUCAAAUCGUUUUCCAACUGGCCGACGAUUCCGCAAGUCUUCGUCGGCGGGGAAUUUUUGGGAGGGAGCGAUAUUUUGAUGACCAUGCACCAAGACGGGAGCUUGAAGAAAGAGUUUGAGAGAGUUGGGUUGACCGUGAAAACGACCGAAGGGUCGGAUUAA